AUGGCGGCAAACACCGUGAACGCAAUCGGGUGGGGCACCAAGGACUCGUCGGGUAUCCUCACCCCUCUCAAGUUCACCCGUCGGGCCACGGGCCACAAGGAUGUCCAGUUCAAGGUCAUGUUCUGCGGGGUCUGCCACUCGGACCUCCACCUCAUCAAGAACGACUGGGGCUUCGCCAACUACCCCAUGAUCCCGGGCCACGAGAUCGUGGGCCUCGUCACCGAGGCGCUGCUCAACCUGCUGAAGCCGAACGGGAAGCUGAUUGUGGUGGGGCUGCCGGAGAGGCCGCUCGAGCUGCCCAUGUUUGCGCUGGCCACGCAUAGGAAGAUGGUGGGCGGGAGCAUGAUUGGAGGGAUUAAGGAGACGCAGGAGAUGAUCGACUUUGCGGCCAAGCACAAUAUAUUGCCCGAUGUUGAGGUUAUAUCCAUGGAUUAUAUUAAUACGGCGAUGGAGAGGCUGGCGAGGGCGGAUGUCAAGUACAGGUUCGUGAUCGACGUGGGGAAGACUUUGAAGGCUGAGAAUUGA
Messenger RNA from Striga hermonthica, 525 nucleotides. Lineage: Eukaryota; Viridiplantae; Streptophyta; Magnoliopsida; Lamiales; Orobanchaceae. The record is from the annotation of a GenBank genome assembly.